CUAAUCCUGUCUCCUCCACACUGGGAGCUUCAGCUGAGAGUAAGAGCGAGAUAAGAGACGUUUUUGUCCUCUCUGUUCGAGCUCACUCUUCUUGCUCCAUUUCUCCUCUCGCUACUGUUUUUUCCUUUUCUUUCUGAGAUGGGAUGUGGAAAUUCCUCUCCAGCCAAACACGUGACUAACAACAACAGCAGCAGCAAGCGCAGCAGAGAUCCUGCUGAGUUUUCAUCAACGCUAUCAGUUGAGUCAGUGCCAGAAGAUGACAAACGGAAGUCAGUCAUUCAUUUUUUCAUUAUAAAAUCUUUUUAUCUCAUACAUCACAGUUAUCUAAUAUAUUUGUCUAAUGAGCUGAUCUGUGCAGCUGACUUUGUGUGUGUCUGUGUGUGUGUGAGAGAUCAGGAACUAUGGAGGUGUGUACGUGGGGUUGCCUACAGACCUGAGCAGCAUACCCCAAGUCCAGAUUGGCUCACUCAGAGAGCCUCCGAUCGACUCGCUGUCCCUCAGGAAACCGCUGUGGGGGGACUGACUCUGGUUUUAAUGAAGGCAAGGUACGGAGGAGGAAUGACACAGCGAGAGGGAGUUUGUUGAGUGAGGAAAAAGAAACCCUGCAGGCGUUCAUCAGCUCCUCUGUGUUGUCAUCAGGAACCCACUGAGUCUCCACUGAGCAGCAGCAGCACCCAGCAGAGCCAAUUUCAUCUCUCAGCGUCCCCUCAGAGGGUUUGGAUGGAAUCAACUCCACCUGAUUCCGCUGACUGCGGCGACCCUGACAAACUGGUUAGAGAGUUAGAGACGUAGAUUUGGACCUGGACAUUCAAAUCGGUCACAGUUUGCUGCUCAGGCGACGUAACGCUGCAGGCUUUUUAUUCCAGGCAGGUGCACCAGUGGGAGCUCAGUAUUUGGCCUCAUUGGAUUGAUUGGUAGCUGCCAGCUGUCCUUAUUACAUUUGUACAGUUUUUGUGAAUAUUAUGGCAUAGCUCCUCUUGUCAUUGAAAAGUGAAGUCAAUAGGCAUGCUUUAUAUGUUUUUGUAUUGUCAGCCGAUGGCCUCAAGAUUUUGAAUGAUUCACACGAGAUUAAACUGCUCACAGAACACGAUC
Oreochromis niloticus (Nile tilapia) is the source of this 1092-nucleotide messenger RNA. RefSeq names its product overexpressed in colon carcinoma 1 protein. The transcript has 5 exons. Lineage: Eukaryota; Metazoa; Chordata; Actinopteri; Cichliformes; Cichlidae. The record is from RefSeq and is a predicted model, not a curated record. The coding region runs from base 139 to 585 and encodes 148 amino acids.